AUGGCUCAUCACAGAGAGAAUGAAAGAUGCCGCUUUUAGGGAAGAAAUCUUACAAGCCAAGCCCGUUUCCGAAUGAUCUGAAGUCUGAGGAAGAGGUUUUUGUCAUCAAAGAGACGAAUGAAGUCUUCAGGUCGUACGAUGAAUAUGUAAACCGUAUCCUUUUGUAUGGAUUUCAAAUCUGGAGCUGUCAGUUUACCGGUAAAACAAACCUGAAGUAUGAAGAAGCUGUAGCAAGUGAAGAACAGGCACUGAAAAGACUAGAGAGCUUUCCAAAGUAUUUUGAGAAAACAGUUUUGCAGAUUGUGCAUCACAGUACAAGAACACUGCAAACUCUGGUACAAGAGUGUUACAAACAACUGGAAAAAGAAUUUUCGCCAAAUGAACCAGUAGAGUGUUUGGUCAAUGGGAAAUGGCUUCUAGGAAAAAUUUUGCAAAUUCACCACGGAGACAAGUAUGAAAAUAGCACUAAUAAAACAUAUGACUUUGAAUCUGGUGAGAUACAUGACUGCUUGAAGAGCAUUCCACCGGAGGAAAUCAGACGUGUUAAGAAAAUCCCGUCAGAAGAGUUGCUUAAAUGCUUCAUAUGUGUCAACACCCAAAACCCUUGGAGGAGUGAUAACAGCCCUUGGGUGGUCAAGAGCGAUAUGGCAAAGAAGUAUUCCCUUGCUGAAAAAUAUAAUGAUUUCUCUUUGGUAUUGGGCAAGAAAACAACACCUUUGUCUAAAACUCCCUCAAAAGGCCACAAGAGCAACAAGAAACAAAAAAAGGAGAAAACUUCUGACAAGAACACAUCACAAGGGAAGUCCCAAGUGAAGAAGACUGGCUUUAUGCAGAAAAAACUUGACUCCUUUAGAACAAGCAGUAAUGGCAAAGAUAUCACUGUGAGCCUAGCAAAGAUGUCUGACAAGUCGCAUAAAAAGGUAACACCAUCAAAGAAGAACUUUAUCGACAUUUGUUCAAGUCCUGAUAAAGAUAAUGACAAGACACCAUCUAGUCAACUGCAUGGUACUCCAAUUAAAUGCAGAUUGGUUCUAACACCUAUCAAAUCACCUCAAGUUACAGCUGCAAAGAGUAUCACUCCUGAAAGAAGUGUUGUAAGUAAAGACAACAUAAACAUGAAAAAUAUGGCUGUUGGAGAAACUGCAAAUGAUGUUGUCAUCACAGGUUGUAAAACAUCACAGACAUUUUUCUCUCAGCCAAGUAAAAAAGUCAGGAGUUCUCCUAAACAGGACAAAUGUGAAAAGUCCCGAGAUGGUAAAGGGGGGUUGAACAAGAAAUCAACAAAGAAAGGAAACAUUUCAAAAAAAUUAUCAAUAGUUAAAGGUACUAGCCUGAAGGAGAAGAGGCUUACUUAUGGAAUGGAAUCAGUAAAAAAGAAGGCAAAACUAGAUGUUUGUGUGCCAGAAGUGGAGUCAGUGAUUGUGGACAAUGAUUCUGAUAAGGAUUUUCAAUCCUCUUCUAACAAGAUUCCAGCCAAAUUGAAGCAAUCAAGUGGAAAAAUGAGACAAAGAACAUUGUUGGACCUCACUAAGAAGCCUGAAGAAGAGAAGGUUGCAUUCCUGUCUUCAAAGAUGACAGCCAAAAAACAGAAAACUUUGGCUGAAAUGUUUAGUGCUGCCUUCAGGAAGGAGAAACCAGACCAGGCGAUAAAUGCGCUAAUUCGGAAAACAGCUAAAGUAGUGUCUUCACCAAGCUGUCUUGCUCUUGAUCUUUCGACUCCUCAACGGGACCAUGUCACAGAGAAAUGGCAUGCACAUAAAGAAAGAUUAAACAGGAAGUUUAGUUCAAAGGUAAAUGGACUUUUGAAGAAAUGUGAAGACAGUGAUCUCAUAGAUGCUAAACCUCUCCCACCAUGUAAACCAGUGAAUGUACCCAUGGAAAUCACAGCUGAGAUGUUUGGUGAUAUAGCUAUGAUAGCAGACUUUGUGCAUACCUUCUGUGAUCUUCUUGCUCCUCGGGAAACUCUGCAUAUCUCUAUUGAUAAUUUAUCACAGGCUUUGGUAUCUGGCACAGAAGGCUUCCCUCUGCUUUCAAGAAUCUUGGUUGUCUUCCUUCAGAUUUUACUGCAAGAUAGGUCAACCAAGGGUUUAGAAUUGGGUAUGGACCUCUCAGAAAUGCCCUUGACACAGCACACAGCAUCUGAAAUCUCAAGACUCUACUUGAAUGCCAAACUUAAGAUGCUGCCAGCUUUUGAAGAGGAUAAACAGCUUCAAGGAAUACUGGAAUCACUAGAACAGAAAGAUUUCCAUCUCUUUAAUCCUGAAGAAAAGGCAAAGAUCCUGGUUACCCUGUGCCAUGAGGUUUUGUCAUCAAAUGCUGUUGAUGAUUACAUAGGAAGUCAACUCACAGAGGCCACAGAAUUAAGGAAACAAAAGCAAGCCAAGCAAAAGGAGAAGAAUGAUAAGAUAAGAGAGGAAAAGGAGAGGCUGAGGAAAGAAAAACAGGAGAUGGAAAAAAAGAAAGAAGAAGAAGCAAACAAAAAGCAACUCAAGGUGGAUGAGCUAAGUAUGAAAGACACUGGAACAGAGUGUAUCACUUCAGAACCCCUUGGUUGUGGUCCAGAGAUGGAGAUAUCCAACAAAAUGGAGGAGAAGAGAGAAAAACAGAAAGGUGAAGUUUCCCUGAGAGCAGAACAGGACAGGCAGAGUUAUGAAGUUGUUGAAACUUUGAGGAAAAGAAGAGAAGACAUGGCUGCAAAAGACAUCAUCAAUGAAAAGAAACUAAAAGAGAAGGAGGAGAGACUUGCAAAAGAAGAAGAGGAACAGUUGAAUCUGAACAUGGCUCAGUGUCUGUAUUCUUUGAGAUUAAAACCCAUAGGAUGUGAUCGCAACCAUGGCCGUUAUUGGGUGUUCAAUGGUGUGGCACCAGGGGUUUUUGUAGAGCACGGUUGGAGAAAUUUAGAGGAUCUAGCAAUACCCACUGAGGGUGUUUCUAAAGUGGAGAAAGAAGUUGGAGACACUGCAGAUGCAACCAUUGAAACAGAAAAUAAGAGAGAACAGUGUGAAGAGGGGAGUGACAUUGAAAUGGUAGAAGAGACUAAAGUUGAAAGAAAGAUGGACUCUUGUGCUAAAGAUCAUGAAAAAGAAUCAAGGUUGACUGAUGUUCCAUAUGAAUGGUCCUGCUACAGUACUGUUGAAGAAGUUCAGGCUUUGCUUUCCUGUUUGUCAAGUCAGGGUAUCAGGGAAAGUGAGUUAAAGAAGGCUCUCAAAGAAAAAUUGCCAGAAAUCACUGAAGGAAUUGUUAAAAGGAAUUCUUCGAGGAAAGUUUUAAACCCAGAGACUGGUGAAGAAGUCCCUUAUAGCUCCAUCAAAGAGGAAUUGAAGGACACUGUUGAAAGACUCUUCUAUGGAAAUUUAGCAGAGCUUGAAAAUGGCCUGGAGGAAUAUCUAGAGGGGGUAGACCAAGCCAAGACUGUCAGUGAUUUGGCAUUGCAGCUUGGAAAGUUGUUACAUGCAGUGUUACCACGGUUCUAUCGGGGAAUGUUCCAUUUGGACAACAAAGGAUCUGAAGAAGCCAAACAAAGAUGGUUAGAUGCAGUCAAUAAAGCAACAACAGUGUCUAGAUGUCAUCUGCUACUUGGAAUAUUGGCUUCUCUUGUGAUAUGGGAUAUGUCAGCAGAGCAUGCGCGAUGCAAGAUUUGUGGGCGCAAAGAUAUUGGUAAGACGCUGAUACUGUGUGACCAUUGUAACCAAGGUUACCAUCUGCAUUGUUUACGGCCAGCGCUAUCUAAAGCGCCCGAGGGAGACUGGAGCUGCCCUGUUUGUAAGCCAAAUGAGAGGGUAAGCAGUCGGACAGGAACCAAGAAUUACAAACAGGAAAGUGGAAGUGAGAUUGAAGAUUCAAAAGAUGAGGCAAGUGAGACCAGUUUGAAUAGUUGCGAUGAAAAUGAAGAUUACUGCUACACAUGUGGAGAAGAUGGUGACUUGAUCUGCUGUGAUACGUGCCCGCUGGUUUUCCAUAAAACAUGUCAUCAGCCACCUCUUAGGAACAUACCACGGGGUGCGUGGAGUUGUUGGUUCUGUCGCCAGCCAAAGGAUCAGAAGAGUGUGAAAGUUCGUAAGUCGGAGAAGUCCGUAAAAGCCAAAGGGAAGGCGAAAAAGCUUUUAAAGCGAAUGGGAAGCUUUGUAAGAGAAUCUGAGCAGAAGCAACCUCACAUGCGAAUCAAGACGGCGUCGAAGCGAAUUUUUCAGAAGCAUGCACGUGACGGAAGAAAAAGAGCGCGUGAUGCACGUGCUAGAGCUGUUUCAAGAGCCCGUCCAAGUUUGGAGGACAUUUCUGAUGAAGAAAGCAUCGAUGGUCGAGGCAAUCAGAAACCUAGAAGAGUGUCCAGAAGGCUUCAGAGGAUGUACCAACAAGUUUCUGAAGAUGAAUUGGAAGAAAACAGCACAAGGGAUACGAAUGUAAAAUCGUUUUAUGGUAAGACCAACAGAAAAGUGCGCAAACGGGAAGUCUUCAGUGAGGAAGAUGAUGACUUGAUAGAGGAAAGGGGAAGGAAUGCCUGUAGGAAGACGCGUGCGCACAAUAGGCCUCAGAUUUCAGAUGUUUCUGAAGAUGAGGGAGACGAUGACGAAGAUUCCGGAAAGGAAAACCGCAAAAUUAGUUCCUUUGCAUCGUUUCAAAAGACUACAUACAGAUCCACGAGGAAUCACCGAAAAGUUCCGAGCUCUUCCGAAGAAUCUGAUGAGAGUGGAUACACUGAAGAUGCUGAGGAGCUUAACAAUGGCCGUCCUUCAAGGAAAAAAGGCAAAAAGAACGCGAAGAAUUUAUCUGUAAACAAAGCCGGACGAAAGGCAGCAAGGAAAACUAGAAGAACCGAAGAAUCAUCCGAGAAUUCCAAACGACGACGUGCCAAUGUUGAGAUGGACACUUGUGAGCAAAUUUUACGAGCACUUGUUCGUCACGAAGACAGCUGGCCGUUUACACAAGCGGUUAAUGUUCGUGAGGUCCCAGACUACCUGGAUCUUGUUUUAACCCCCAUGGACCUGGGUACCAUCAAAGGAAAACUGAAUAGUUUAGAGUACCCGGAUGUGGACAGCUUUGAAGCUGAUGUUCGGCUUGUAUUUUCAAACAGUGACAAGUAUAACCUGAGCACUUCAGAGGUUGGACAAGCUGGCAAGAACCUGGAACAGUACUUUGACAAAAUAUUUGAAGAGAAUUUCUCAAGCAAGGACAGGAAAUCUAAAAUCCAUCGAAAACGAUGAUCAAGAGCUUUAGGCAUAUCACUAGCGACAAAAUACUUGAAAUCAUGAAAGUUGAAUCAGAUCGUUACAUUCAUUUGGUAGUAAUUAGAAAAUAAAAGUCAUUAAUGGAAAUAACAUAAAGAGGAACCGAAGGCGAGAACUUAACACGUUCAAUACAGAUGUGGCUACUUUGAUUUUCGUGUUGAGUUUUUUUAUUUUUGCGAAGAUCGAAAAAAAAAAUGUUGAAAUUACAAUAUGUUCAUCACCCGUUCCGUUUUUACCGUUUGUUCCUGUUGUGUUCCGAUAGCCUAAGUUUGUAUCUGGAUAAAUGGUUUGUUCCAACCGUUAGAAAACAAGGCCUGUUAUUUUCUUUUUUAAUUUUUAUAUAUUAAAGCAUUUUUUGAUCCUGAAUAUUUUUUUUCUCAU
Messenger RNA from Pocillopora verrucosa, 5606 nucleotides. RefSeq names its product tyrosine-protein kinase BAZ1B. The record is from RefSeq and is a predicted model, not a curated record. Gene Ontology annotation, molecular function: histone binding; histone H2AXY142 kinase activity. Gene Ontology annotation, cellular component: WICH complex. NCBI's taxonomy places the organism in Eukaryota, Metazoa, Cnidaria, Anthozoa, Scleractinia, Pocilloporidae. Gene Ontology annotation, biological process: DNA damage response; chromatin remodeling.